AUGGGAAUUAAGGGAUUAACGAAAUUCAUCGCAGAUGCGGCUCCGAAUGCAAUAAAAGAAAUAAAGAUAGAGAGUUUGAUGGGUAGGAUUAUUGCCAUCGAUGCCUCUAUGUCCUUAUAUCAAUUUAUUAUAGCUAUUAGAGAUUCUGAACAAUAUGGUAAUUUAACAAAUGAGUCAGGAGAAACUACUUCACAUAUUUCUGGGUUAAUGUCUAGGAGUAUACGUUUAAUGGAAAAUGGACUGAAGCCGAUUUAUGUUUUUGAUGGUGCUCCCCCUGAAUUAAAAGGUUCUGAAUUAGAAAAGAGAGGAGAGAAAAGACAGAAAGCUGAAGAGUUACUAAAAAAAGCAAAAGAAGAAGGUAAUUUAGAAGAGAUAAAAAAGCAGAGUGGUAGAACAGUACGUGUUACAAGAAAACAGAAUGAAGAAGCAAAGAAAUUAUUAACAUUGAUGGGAAUUCCUGUUAUUGAAGCUCCAUGUGAAGCUGAAUCUCAAUGUGCUUUUUUAACGAAAUAUAAUUUAGCUCAUGCAACAGCUACAGAAGAUGCUGAUGCUUUAGUUUUUGGCACCAAAAUAUUAAUAAGAAAUUUAAAUGCAAAUGCUACAUCCAAUCAAAAUAAAAAUAAAAAUAAUAGUAAGAGAGGUUAUAUAUUAACAGAAAUAAAUUUAGAACAAGUUUUAAAAGGUUUAAAUUUAACUAUGGAUGAAUUCAUUGAUUUCUGUAUUUUAUGUGGUUGUGAUUAUUGUGAUACCAUAAAAGGUAUAGGAUCAAAAACUGCUUAUAAUCUUAUAAAAGAAUAUAAUUGUAUUGAAAAAAUAAUAGAAAAUAUUGAUCAAAAUAAAUAUCAAGUACCAUCCAAUUUUAGAUUUCAAGAAGCUAGAAAAUCAUUUAUAAAUCCAAACGUCUUACCAAAAGAAGAUAUUAAAAUUGAUUGGAACGAACCACAAAUUGAAGAAUUGAAACAUUUCUUAAUUAAAGAUUAUAAUUUUAAUGAAAUCAGAGUAACCAAUUAUAUUAAUAGAUUAUUAAAAGCUAGAAAAGUCACAACACAAAGGAGAUUAGAUAAUUUCUUUACUGCAUGUACGAAGAAAAGUACUAAACUAAUAGUUGAAGAGACAAAGAAGGAACAAACACUCCCUACACGUAAGGGGAAAAAAAGACCUAUCGCAGCUGAUAAAAAUAAACAAAAGGGUGUUAAGAGAAAAAUCGAACAAGGUAAUGCAAAUGGGGAUCAUAAAAUGAAGGAGGAAAAUAAAAGUGUGGAUAAUCAAAAAGAUAUGGAUGAUCAAAAAGAUGUGGAUGAUGAAAAAAAUGUGGAUAACCAAAAAGAUAUGAAUGACCAAAAAAACAUGGAUGACCAAAAAAACAUGGAUGACCAAAAAAACAUGGGUGAUGAAAAAAAAAGUUUGGAUAAUUUCUCUUCAAACCUUUUUGACAGUGAUAAGGAGUCCGAAUCAGGUAAUUUUAUAAAAAAGGAAAAAGAAAAUAUAGAUAAUGAAAAAAUAAAUGAUAAAUUACCAUCCUUAUUUGGUGACUAUUCACAAAUACGUCACAGCGAAAAUAAGGACACUAAAAUUGACAUUAAUAGUAGUAAUAAUAAUAAUAAUAUUAGUAAUAACCAUUUUAAUAAUGUAUUUAGUAAUAGCACAUUAAAUAGUAGCACUAAAUUAAAAAACGACGACACCCUUAAGAGUAAUUCACCUCUAAAGGACGAUACGUCAAAUAGUUAUAAUAAUAUUAAAAAUAAUAACCAUACAAUUAAUAUUAACAGUCAAAUUAAUAAUCAUAAACAAUCUAUAUCUAAUAAUAAUUUAAAUAAUAUUAAUAAUUCUACUGAAAUAAAAAAAAAAAAUACUGUAUUUUUAUUACCUUUUUGUCCAAAGGAUGUUACUAAUGUAAAGAAAAAGAAAUAUAUUCAAAGAUGCUGA
Molecule: messenger RNA, 1926 nt
Organism: Plasmodium gaboni
Lineage: Eukaryota; Apicomplexa; Aconoidasida; Haemosporida; Plasmodiidae
Product: flap endonuclease 1
Exons: 1
Coding region: 1-1926 (641 amino acids)
Molecular function (GO): DNA binding; 5'-flap endonuclease activity; 5'-3' exonuclease activity
Source: RefSeq, a predicted model, not a curated record